Molecule: messenger RNA, 2048 nt
Organism: Cataglyphis hispanica
Lineage: Eukaryota; Metazoa; Arthropoda; Insecta; Hymenoptera; Formicidae
Product: vacuolar ATPase assembly integral membrane protein VMA21 homolog
Exons: 3
Coding region: 390-653 (87 amino acids)
Biological process (GO): vacuolar proton-transporting V-type ATPase complex assembly
Cellular component (GO): endoplasmic reticulum membrane
Source: RefSeq, a predicted model, not a curated record
GAGAGAGAGAGAGAGAGAGAAAUCGAACGUAGAAAGUGUAAAUGUGACAGUUUAUUCUGUGGUAGUUUAAAAACAUAACCUGGAAAUUGAAACUAUAAUUUCGUUAAUAUAUAUCGCUGGACAUUUUAAAACGCAAAAAAAAGAAGAUUGCGAAAAAUUUAGUUAUUUAAAAUUUUGAAUUAUAUGUAACGUGUGUGUAACAAACAUAGUAGUUAAAACUGUAGGCACGUGACUGAAGUGAUAUUAAAGAGAAGUACUAAAUCUACACUAAAAAUCAAUAUUAAAUUUUUUAUUAGCAGAAUUUACUGCUUAUGAACGAAAAUAUUUGACAUUUAUGUCGGUUGUUAAUCUUUCUACAAUAUCGCAAUUUUAAUACAAUAGCUACAAUCAUGUCAAGCUUAAAGGAAGUGACAGAGUUACAAGCAUUCAAAACAGUCUUAUAUCAUAGUGUGAUAAUACUCGCGUUACCUGUAAUAGCGUUCUUUACAAGCAAGAUUUUCCUUUUUGAUGGUAUAUUUGGUCUCAACAAUGUGCCAAGUAAUGUAUAUUCAGCUGGUGUUGCAGUAGUAGUGUUACAUAUUGCCUUAGGAGCAUUUAUAUACAAAGCAUAUUUUGACGAUCGAUCGAAAACAUCAGCAGUCAAGAUAGAUUAAUUCUUUAUUAUUAAGUACACCUUGGUGACCAUACAUUUAUGACAUAAUCACAGUCAAUAUAUUUGUUUUGGAUAGCAUUAAAGUGAAACUUUGAUAUGCUGGUAUUACAGCAUAUCUCUUAAUAUGAUUUUUCCUCUCUUGUUAUAAUUAAGUUAUCAAUAGUUGCUAUUUAAUUAUUAUGCUAUUAUCAAAAUUGACAAACCAUAUGCUAAUACAAUGCAAUAUAUGUAUUUAUGUAAAAGUGAAAUUUCCACACAAAAAAAUGUAUAUUCUAAAAUUUUUUCAAUAUUACACAAGUUCAUAGUGUGUAUUUCAAAUAUAUUGUUUGAUGUUCACACAAUUGUUAAACUAUCAUAUGUAUAUUUCCACUUGUGUGAACAAAAAUAUAAUCAUGCAAUGGAUUAAUAUGAUUUUUUGCUAAUAAAGUAUAAAUUAUUAUCAUUUACGCAAUUUCAUUCUUUAUAAAAUAAUGUAACUAUAGCAAUACAAAUUGCAAUAAUUUGUGCAUUUUUAAAUUAAAGAGCAAGAUAGAUGCCCAUAUUUCUCCCUUUAUACAUAUAGUGAGGAGUCAGAGAUUGAUAUUUAUAUUGUAUAAUAUAGUCAGAAUUCAUAAAUUUAUAAAUUUUGAAAAGUUCAAGAUAUUCACUGCAUCUCAAUGUAAUAUAAAUGCAUUAUAAUUAUUGAUUAUCGAAAUAAUAAAUAUCGACUAUUAACACAAUUAUUGAAUAAUCAUAAUAUUGUGAAAAAAAAGAAAAAACAUUUUGUUAUUAACAAAUUUAUUUGGGUUUUUUAUUUAACAUAAUUGCAAAUAAAAUAAAGAACGUAUCAUUUUUUAAAUGUGUAUAUAAUAUAUUACUAUAUACACAUAUUAUAGAACUAAAAUAUAAAUUAUGAGAAAUUAACAUUUACGUUUCCGUAUGAACAUUUACGUAUGAAAACUUAAAUAUUCAGUAAAUGAAACUCAUCUAUUGAUAUAUGGCAAUUUCUAAAUAAUGAUAACGAAUUUUGAAUAUCAUAUUAUCUCACUAUGAUGGUCUCUACGUUAUAAACUUAUCUUAAUAUACAAAAAUCACAAAAGUAAUUUAAUAUGUGUAAAAUGUACAAACACACACAAAAAAAAGAAAGUUUGUUGUGGAAAAUUUUAUCAUUUGAAGAAACAACGUAUUUUUUAACACAUUUUUUACAUCUUGCUAAUACUAAUUAUAUUUUAUACACGCGUAAUUUGCGACUUUUAGUUGCUAAAAGCAGUGUAGGAAUAAAGUUAGGCGCGAGAGUGAAAUAUGGACUUCCGUCUAUUUUCUAUUUUGUAUAUUCUAGAAACAACUAAAUUUUUGUUAUAAUUUCUAUAUACUGUGAGAUACAAUGGCUUCCGAUUAUAAGCGAUUUUUCAUUCUA